AGGGUUUACGUUAAGUAACCCAACACUAUAUAGCUACAUAUCGAAAUCUAUGCUUUAAACAAUGGAACCUGAACAAAUCAUUCUAAAGCCAACUGCGUGGGAGUAAGACCUAAAGUUAGUUUCGAUAUCGGUUUAGGCUGCAGAGGCGUUAUUUGCUUAGUGUUUACAUAUAAAAGGUCACAAAACGCUUCUCCACUACACGGAGUAGGUUACGAUUCAUGUUAUUGUUCUAAAGCGUUGUUAGGUUUAUAAUGCACGAUUUUUGGCGUAUCUACGGUAAAGAUAGGUAGCGCGAUCAAAAACUCGCCUACAUGUUUUUAAUGCGAAUUUAUUAAACGAAGUGAUGAUUGAUAGACUAUAUGAAAAACACUAUUUACUAAUAAAUAAAUAAAAAACAAGACAUGUAGUUUAGAAUAAAAAAAAUCAUUUUAAAGCCAACUGCGUGGGAGCAAGACCUAAAGUUAGUUUCGAUAUCGGUUUAGGCUUUGGUCACAAUUCUACCGUAAUUACGGUAGUAUUGCGCAUAACAUAUAAAACGUCGGUAGGCUUAACCGCGCUCAAUUCAGUACUUAGCCCGAGGUAGACAUGAACGUACUUUAAGUAGCUGUUAACUACAGUAGGAAGUACAGUACAGAAGUAGAGAAGAUGGAGGAAGGAAGAAGCAAUAAACGGAUCCUGGUUUAUGACUUUCGCAAUGAAAAGGAUUUUAAGAAGACGCUGAUUAAAACAAGUGGGUUGGACUAUAAUGACUUUCGUCAGGAACUGCAUAAGGAAUUUGCAAUCCCCUCAUAUGAAACAUUUGUGGUGAUGACAACUGACAGAACAGUCAUUGAUUUUGAUAAAUAUGGGAAGCUUCAGGAUGGCAUCACUCUGUACUUGCUGCAAAGGAAGGAGCAAGCACUGCCAGUGGCUGUGGAGGAAAAGAUCAAGUUUAUGCCUCAUUACGAUACGUUGAUCCGGGCUGGCUUGUAUGAGUACUAUGCUAGUGAGGGUCAGAAUCCUUUACCCUAUGCACUUGCUGAGCUGGUAGACAACUCUCUGUCAGCAACAGCUAAAAUCAAAGGAACAAGGACAAUAGAGAUAAGACUGAUGUUUGAUGAAAGUCUUGGGAAACCUGCAGUGAUUGUCUUGGAUAACGGCUGUGGAAUGACCCCUCAGCAGCUCAAUAACUGGGCAGUUUACAGACUCUCUAAAUUUACGAGAGAAAACAGCACAUUUGCUAGUCUUCAAGAGAAGUAUGUCCGGCCUGAACCGGUUCCUCGUAGUCUCAACAGUGAUAUAUCUUACUUUGGAGUUGGGGGAAAACAAGCUGCUUUCUACAUUGGAACCUCAACUAGGAUGAUCAGCAAAUCUGCAGGCUCCCCAGAUGUUCAUGAGCUGCUUCUGUCUAAAGAUGAUUUUGAGAGAAAAGAAAAGAACAAAGAGGACAUAUACAGCACCACCAUCAAGAACAGAAAGCUUUGUGACUCUUCCCAUGUGGAAAAAAAAGAUGAACGCUUUCUCCAUGGACUUAUUGCUGAGGAAAAGGGGAACGAAAGCUUCACAGCUGUGGUCAUUACAGGCGUUCAAGCUGAACAUGUAAAAUAUCUGACGCAAGACUUUAAGGAUUGGACCAGACGGCUGGCCCACAUCUAUCAUUAUUACAUACAUGGAGUCAAUGGAAAUUACAUAAGAAGUAGCCCCACGAACUCAGACCUCACUAAUAUUGACAUUCAGGUUACUUUAAGAGAAAAGUCUCCCAAAGUCCCUCGUGUCAUAAAUCUCACGGAAGUGGAAGACGACCUGCAGACUCUCUACAUAAAUACUGCUGCAGAAACGUUUGAGUUUAAGGCCUCCAUUGAAUCAGAUGGUGGCACAGUGGAGGGAAUCCUUCGAUAUCAUCCUUUUUUUGAUGAUAGAGAGACUUAUCCUAAAGAAUCAUCUUCACUUCAAGCAGCCGACAGUGAUGACGAAGAUGAUGUAGAUGAUGAGCCUGGGGCACGGGCAAGAGGAAAGAGGCCAGUGUUUGAAUGCUUCUGGAAUGGACGCCUCAUACCUUACACCAAAAUAGACAUUUUGGACUGGUGCACACGCCCCAAAGGAGGAGAUGUGCCUCCAGAGUGCUACAGCCGGUUUUCAGGGGUGCUUUUUACUGAUGACAGAUUUGAGGUCAGCACAAACAAACUCACAUUCACCGACCUGGAGCUGAAACUGAGAAAAAAGGGCACCAUCUUUACAUGUGUUGUUAAUGAAAAGAAACCACAAAGAGCUAACAUUCAGAGUAAGUUCACAGAGUGGCUUAAAAAAUGUCACACGAACUUUGACAAGCAAGUGAAAUUUUUGGGCUUCAAGGGUGUGUUAAGCCGAGAGGAUGUUCAGGUUAAGAAGAGACAGCAUCCUUGGUCAACGUUCACCAAAAUUGCAUGCGGCAACAACAUAUAUAAAGCUGGCCAGCUGAUAAAGUCUAAGAACACAUCGCCUGUUUACUGCGGUAAAGUGAUUCGGUUCUUGGUGUAUGGAGAGUACAAGGAAGGUGACUUUGCCACAGGUGGACAGGUUGAACUGGCUCUGGAACCCAAAGGACUUUAUGACAAGACCAAGAUCAUACCUAUUUCCAAGAUCGACACAUUGGCCACUAAUGACAGUAUCCAGAAGAACAUUGACAGUAACUCAGCCAAGCUUCCAGAUACGCUGAAGGUGGAGUGGCCCGAUGAAAACGCCUGGUCACAGAACGAUGUUCAUCCAGCUGGAGCUCAGUUAGGACCACUCAAAAUAGAAAUUCUGGACAAGAAGGGGGACAUUCUGACCAGCAUGCCAGCACUGGGGAAACCUGGAGGGAUAAAACUAAAUGUUAGGCUAGUAUUGUAUCAUGGACCUGUAGAGGUUGUCACUUUCACUGCCAGCCAUUUACAAAACCGGUCAUUCUGGUUCAAAAAAAAUGAGAAUCUGACUAAACUGGGGAAGUAUACACUGAUUCUAAACGCAGUGGUAAAUGACAAAACAAACUAUGGUGGAAGAGAACUUCCAAGCUACACCCUCGAUUUCUCCUUAGAAGCGAGUGCUGCACACAGUUUUGACAUUGAUGCACUAAGCCCUUCUUUUAAGGUAGGGGUGCCUUUCGACCUUCCUCUGAAAAUAAAAGACAUUUAUGGCAACGCAGCAAAACCUCCUCCCGAUGUCGAGCCUGUACUUAAAUCCAGUGAUCUGGUUGUCACAUACGAGUCAAUAAAGAACACAGAGAACUCGUUCAUUAUCAAAAAUGUCAGAGCAAGAGGAAGAAUCCAGCAAACAAAGACAUAUAACCUGAGUGUGACCCUGCCUGGUCUUAAAAGAGAGACCAAAACAGUGAAAUUUAGUCUUAAUCCUGGGCCUUCACAGUCCCUCCAUGUGACUCCAGAUGACAGCCCAAUCACUGUAGAGAACGGAAAUCCUGUCAGGUUUAAUGUUGAAAUUCACGAUGAGGCCGGAAACAUCACCGCUUGCCCUAAACACGUUGUUCACUGUCAGGGUAAUGGCCUUCCACCAGUUAAACUCGACUGCAGCAGAACGGGAGCUGCACAGCUAGAAACAAAACCCAUAAAGUUAACAAUUAUCAAUGGAGAACCGCAAAUGCUUGAAGUUCAACUAAACAUUCCUAGUCAGAAAGACAUAAAAACAGUCACGAGGGAGCUGAUGGUGGUUCCUAGCACCAGAGUGUCUGUGAUGAAGCUGUACAGUGAGAAUGAUGAGAAUCUGGUCCUCAGGAACAAUGAAAAGAUAGAGUGGCUGGCUGGAGGCUUGCUGGAGAACCUGGUCUAUAAACUGUACGAUGAGGCUGGAAGAGAAGUUCCUCUCACCUCUGAAAUCGCUUCCAUGAUCAAGGUCAACUGGACAGGAGAUUUAGUUUUGGAAGAUUUGCUCGUGGGGAAGCUGCCUGAUUUGCAGGUUCACAAGCAGGUGGAGGAAGAACGUUUCUACCAGGUGUCAUACCAAGACCAGAGCGUGUCUGUCUCCUUUACUAUAACGCCACGACCUGAUGAACCAGCACGGCUAAAAGCAACUAUUCCCCAAAACGGAGUAAAGCUUGGUGAAACCCUGUCUACAAAUAUCAACUUGGAGCUUGUGGAUCAGUAUGGUAAUGCAACAAAGACACUGGACUCAACUUGUGUAAACAGCAUGACUGUGAAAGCGGAGGAUCUGGACCAAUCAGCCGUCACCUUUAUAUGGCAGGAGAGCACUCGCUCUGUCCAUGUGGCUGGAGUGUGUUUCAAGGGUGGGACUCCUGGUCCCAGAGAGCUGUGCUUCACCUAUGCCAGCUAUGUGGACUCUGCCAUAGUCACAGUGAUGGCUGGAGAUCCUGCAGAGCUUAAACUAGUCAGCGGGCCAGAUCAGCCUUUGCAGGUGAUAAAUGACCACGGCAUCCCUAAACCUUUCUUGGUCCAACUGGUCGACAAGUGGGGGAACCCGUCAUCAGACCAGAGGGUUGUAGUGAAAGUGAAGCUGUCACCUCCAACACUAAAGGUAACAACAACUGUGACUUCACAGCCGGUGGAUACAGAAGGAAAAGCCUCCUUCACUGUAACUAGUGUGAGCGGAACAAAGGGGUACUAUCAGCUGAACUUCACAGGUUCACUCAACAUGAAACCGGUUCCUGGUCCAUCAGUGAAUCUCAUUGUCUUACCCAAUCCCAAGAAAGCUGUGAGUCUGUCAGUGGAGUACGACACCGGUGCCACGUUUCCUGCUGGAGGCAACUUCACAUUGUUCUCAGUGACCGUGGUGUCUGAUGAAGGUGCUCCAAUGACUACAUUUAGCCCUGCUGCUGUUUCCAUGCGGAUUUGGAGUGGAGUGUCUUCAGAAGGACCUCUACUCUUUGAAUUCAAAUGUAACAAGCCCCUGGAGAAUGAGAGGAAAGACUGUUUUCACUUCAGAGAUAAAGAGGUUCCAGAACAAGUUGGAAAGUACUCCAUCAAAUUCCAUCUUAAUAAUAAUACAACAGUUUUAGAAAGUAAACAGAUUAUUAUCAAUGUGGUGGCCAAUCAGCCUGUCAGACUGGGACCUGACUCCAAUCCACAACAUCCUGUUGUUUCCUUCAGUAAGGACAUUGCAAACCGAACCUUGGUACAGAAUAUGACUCUGAGGAUAAUGGAUGCUUAUGGAAACCCAGCAGGGCAGGACCUGGAUGGGACUGUGGUUGUUUCUAUUAAGAACUACAAUGGUGAAAGUGAAAAGAACCUUCUGUUUGAAGACAGGAGUAACACACAGUGUCUUAAACUGGAAGAGGGGAAGGUCCAUAUCCCUAGGCUGGCCAUCAUGGAGGAUUGCCCUGGGGAGGAUGGCAGAGCAUACACCCUCCUCUUCAAACCUGAAGUGCCAGUGGUUUCCCAGGCUCUGGAACCUUUUGAGCUGCCUUUUCAUUUUUACAACGAUGAAGCUAAUCAAAUGAAAAUGUGUGAGCUGUCUAAGAAGAAGGAGGAGCUCACUUCUGCUGUCUCUAAAUAUUCAGGCUUCUUUAAUGAAAGUGAACAACUCCUCCAACUGCUCACAGCGAGACAGAAUGAGGCAAAUAGAAAAAUGUCUGGAAUUAAACAAGUCCUGGACACAAAGAAAAUGAAAAUAGCUCAAGCUUCCAGUAUCAGAGAUAUCGACAGAUUCAUAAACGAGAAGAGGGCGGAAGCUGAAAGAAUUCUGCAAAUGUCUCGACGAACCUUUUCUGUUUCUGACCCCUUCAGGGGGCAGCAGGGUGUGCUAGGAAUGGUUGGGCGUCUGGCCUACGUGGAGGAUGAUGCUGCUGCACACAUGAUCUCCUGGAACCUUAGAGGUUACAUGGAUUGUGUCAUCACCACAACUACUGAAUCAGCAAUGCGAAUUCAUAGAGACACUCAAGGCAGGCAGAAGGUUAUGGCCCUGGAAAGCAUAUUUGUGCAUCAAGGCUCCAGGCCGCUGCCACACAUCAGGAACCACUGUAAUGUCUUUGAUCCCCCUGGGAACCCCGUGUUUGCCAGAGAGCUUCUGAUUUUCCCUCACUACACACAGGAGUGUGACAUUGUGUUUAAAAAUAUUCUUGGUGACACUAUUCUGAUCGACGACCUGGCGUCUGCAAACCAGUACAGAAAGCAGGUUGUGCAGAACAAGACACCGUGCCCCACCAUACUGACCAGGCAAGGGGACCUGGUCAGCGCUAAGGGAAUGUUUGGAGGUUCACAGAACAAAGCUCCACCGAUCCACACAUUACAAGUGUUUGGAUCCCCUCCUCCACAGAAUUACUACGCUGUUAUAGAGCAAAUAGACCUGGCAUAUCAGUACCAGGUGGCUAUGGAGAAGCAUUUGAAGGCAGCAAAGGAGUAUGAAGAACAUGUAACAGUGAUGAAUUCUCCUGAUACGCUGAAAAAGAAGGAAGAUAUGGAGGCGAAAAGGAGACAACUGGAGAUGAUUGAGGGCCAACUUGCUUCUACUCCUGAAAGACGAGGAAAACGAGAGUGUCAGGAUCCUGGGGAGCCUUCUGGCAUUGACACAAAAAGGCAGAGACGCACAUAACUUAAAACACUAAUCUAGUCUGCACAUAUGAAAUACAUACUUGGACACGCCUUUUCUUUUUAAAAUGUGGGCCAGAACAUUAGAACCUCCUAUCUGUUGGUGGCAAGAGAAUGUAGGAACACUUUAAACCUCUGUAGUGGAAAUUAACUUAUCACUUCACUUCUUACUGUGUGGUUUGUUUAUGAUAAUGAUUAUGAUGAAUAUUGAUUACUGACUAAUACAGAUCUCUGAAAUGUAACUGGUUUUAAAACUGUCUCACCUUUUGAUGAAAACUUGAGGUUUCACGGAAGUAAAAUUGUAAUGAAAUGAUUGCGACUUGUAUUUUCGUCUUCCGUUUUAAUCUCAAGAUGGACAAACAGGAAAAUGAGUUAAAAUCCAAUUCUUUGUGUAGGUUUAAAAAAACUAUUUUCGGAUUAUUGGUUUUUGACACAGUGCUUUAAUUAAAUUUAUUGUUGAUG
This is a messenger RNA of Betta splendens (Siamese fighting fish), 6950 nucleotides long. RefSeq names its product structural maintenance of chromosomes flexible hinge domain-containing protein 1-like. Gene Ontology annotation, biological process: double-strand break repair; chromosome organization. The coding region runs from base 646 to 6492 and encodes 1948 amino acids. Gene Ontology annotation, molecular function: ATP binding; protein binding. The record is from RefSeq and is a predicted model, not a curated record. The transcript is spliced from 47 exons. Gene Ontology annotation, cellular component: chromosome. NCBI's taxonomy places the organism in Eukaryota, Metazoa, Chordata, Actinopteri, Anabantiformes, Osphronemidae.